Molecule: messenger RNA, 969 nt
Organism: Gaeumannomyces tritici R3-111a-1
Lineage: Eukaryota; Fungi; Ascomycota; Sordariomycetes; Magnaporthales; Magnaporthaceae
Exons: 1
Coding region: 1-969 (322 amino acids)
Source: RefSeq, a predicted model, not a curated record
AUGCCCGCCCCUGUCAGUCCCAACACCCUCGUCGCCCGCCAGGCAAGCGAGGACCAACCACCGCUCAGCAUCAAAGGCGACCUGGCCAAGCUGCGCUGGGCCGUCAACAACCCACCCGCCGACCCAGCCGUCUCCUUCGCGGGCAAGACGAUUCUCGUGACGGGCGCCAACACCGGGCUUGGCUUCGCAGCCGCCCUGAGCUACGCCGCCAAGGACGCCUCCCGCCUUAUCCUUGGCGUGCGGUCCGCGGCCAAGGGCGAAGCGGCAGCGCAAGACAUUUCGGCGCGCACUGGCAUGCCCGCCGCCUCCAUCGUGGUCGCGACGGUCGACCUGGCCUCGCUCGACUCGGUGCGCGGGUUCGCCGCCCGCCUCGCCGACGUGGCGCCCCGGCUGGACGUCGCGCUGCUGAACGCCGGCCUGGCCAGCCCGAAAUUCGGCCUCGGCAGCGCGGGCUGGGAGGCGGCGGUGCAGGUCAACGUGCUGGGGUCGGCGCUGCUGGCCGUGCUCGUCCUGCCGCUGCUGCAGGCCGCAGCAGACAGCGGCGGGCAACCGCAUCUGACCUUUGUCAAUAGCAUCGCGCACGCCGACGUCGAGCGCGAGUGGCUGGCCGGGUCCGGCGGCAGCCUGCUGCAGGCGGCCAACGACGAGGCGACAUUCGACGCGCGCAAGCACUACGGCAUGGUCAAACUUCUAGCCAUGGCGGCUAUGCGAGCAAUCGCGCGGAGCCCUGCGGCCGAAGGCGUCGACGCGUCCCGCCGGCCGCGCAUCGUCGUCAACUCCUGCUGUCCGUACCUUUGCAAGACCGAUCUCGGCCGCGAAUUCCCCUUGAUCCAGAAGGCCGUCACGGCUGUCUUCCAAGCUCUCUUUGCCCGCUCGGCUGAGGAGGGAGCCCGGACGCUGGUCGGCGCAACAGUGCUUGGCCCCGAAAGCCAUGGCCGGUUCUGGCACCACGAUCUGCUGUAUCCGUGA